Messenger RNA from Liolophura sinensis, 6047 nucleotides. RefSeq names its product protein strawberry notch homolog 1-like. Lineage: Eukaryota; Metazoa; Mollusca; Polyplacophora; Chitonida; Chitonidae. Gene Ontology annotation, molecular function: histone binding; chromatin DNA binding. The coding region runs from base 38 to 5275 and encodes 1745 amino acids. Gene Ontology annotation, cellular component: nucleus. The transcript has 30 exons. Gene Ontology annotation, biological process: regulation of DNA-templated transcription. The record is from RefSeq and is a predicted model, not a curated record.
GCCAGAUAGUUUGUGGUUACAUCUAUCUCGUCAAGUGAUGGCAACAGAGACAAAUCCCGUUUCGUUUACAGAUAUAUUGUCAGCAGCUUUAGACGAAUCUGGUAUUGGAGAUUUGGACGACUUUGAUCUUGGUUUCGCAGACACAGUUCCUGUCAAUGGUGGUGACUACAAUGGAACAUCCACACUGCAACAUAAUUCCCAAGUCGGGCAAACAGCUGUUGAAAAUGCCACAGCUGAACCCGAAGCCAUGCUGCAGCAACCAGCUCUGGACCCAAACCUGGACCAAGUGGACAUGUUUACACAGGCGCUUCAGCAACUGUCAGCGACGGCUCACAUGGUUCCAAAGGCAGAGCCUGUCCCCCAACCAGUGGCCCCGCUGGUAUCACAGCCUGUACAACAGAGCCCAUCAAGUGCCCUUCCAGAGUUAUCUGCUCUUGUCCAACAGCCCUCUGCACUGUCAAGGACCAGCUCAAUGGGGCAGCUGAGGCCUCCAAAGCCUCCAGGGGGAUCUGUCUUCACCCCACCCCCUGACUCAGACCCAGAGGCACCCCUACAGAGAGUGCAGCCUGUUCAAGGCAUCAUGGCAGGGCAGCCUAUCCCUGCCCAGGUUCCACAGACUUUAACAGCUGCGACUUCUGCUUACAGUUCGAUAUCUCAGACACCGCAAAUUGUGAAGAUACCUACAGCAGCCACGAAAACAAUACGCUUACCCACUGGAGCUGUUGAUGUAAGCGGAUCCCCAGCACAGCCAGUCAGAAUGCCACCGUUGGCUAACACUCGUAUAAUUCGCUUGCCAUCUGGUCAGACAAUCCGUGUUCCAGCCACAGCUCAGACGAUACGACUUCCAUCAGGCCAGAUGCUUCGUUUACCACCCAGACAAACAACGCAGGCGAUCCGGCUACCAAGUGGUCAGACUGCUCAGGCUGUGCGUCUGGCUUCAGGUCAAUCAACACAGACAAUACGCCUCCCGUCAGGCCAGUCCAAACAUAUUAUACGUGUACCCCCUGGACAGCUUGGACAAACAAUUCGCCUACCCUCGGGCCAAGUGCUGCGUUUGCCAUCAUCUCUUGUUAACAAGUCCGCAGGAGGGGCCACAGCUCCUACAGUGAUCCGCAUGGUUUCCACAACAUCAGCACCUUCCCCGGGAGUUCAGCCCAGUAACCUGGGAACGUUACCUCAAACUACAGCAGCGGCUAUGGUAACCCCGGCAACCAACUCCGAAUCUGGCACCAAAUCUGCAGUCGUCACAAUUCCAAACGGAAAUAUUCCGGCGGGUGCAACAGUCAUCCGACGCCAGGGCAAGACUUACAUUCUUCAGAACUCUCCAGUUUCUGCACCUUCACAAAUGGAGCAAGGUACAAGUCUGACCAACCAGUACCUUGGUAAUUUUCUGGGCACAGGGAAUAAGACUGCUAUACAGGUUGUGACCCAAACAGGCGUCAUGGGAAGCAAUGUGAAAUUCCUCUCGGGCAACGUGGGGCAGUUAGGACUGUCUGAACACUCGCCCUCCCCCUCUCCCCCACCUCUCACUCUCUCUACCGUGCUCAGCCGCCCCGUUUCCAGCUCUACACCACCUCCUUUGACAUCCGGGACGAACGGAGUGGUAAAAGCACAGCUGACCAGUAAAGACGUCUCCAGGCUCUGGUCGAAUGAAGAUCUCAAACUCAAGACAAUUGCCUCCAACAACAGAAUUGCUAGCCGUGGGCCAGUGCAAAUACAGACCCUGAAGGGUGCUAUAGAUGAAGAAGAGGUGGAGGAAGAGGUGCAGGAGUUAGGCCAUGCAGAGACUUACUCCAACUAUAUGCCCACCAAAGUUAAGGUAGGCAUCAAGCACCCAGACCCGGUGGUAGAGACGAGUUCCCUGUCCAGUGUGGAGCCCCAGGAUGCCUGGUACAACGUCUCCAUCCCAGAGAGCACUAUAGACUCAGGCAGUCUCUCCGCGCUUCAGCUGGAGUCUAUUGUUUACGCCAGUCAGCGCCAUGAGACCAUCCUGUCCAGCGGUGAAAGGGCAGGCUUUCUCAUUGGUGAUGGGGCUGGUGUGGGUAAAGGUAGAACCGUGGCAGGAAUUAUCUACGAGAACUACCUACUGGGCAGAAAACGUGCACUCUGGUUGAGUGUGUCCAAUGACCUGAAAGUUGACGCAGAAAGAGAUUUGCGGGACAUCGGGGCUGGGAAAAUAGAUGUUCACUCACUUCACAAACUGAAAUAUGCAAAGAUCUCAUCUAAAGAGAACGGGAGUGUGAAGAAGGGUGUGAUUUUCUCCACGUACUCGUCGCUGAUUGGUGAGAGUCAGUCAGGCGGGAAAUACAGGACGCGGUUAAAACAGCUCUUACAUUGGUGUGGCGAGGACUUUGAUGGGGUCAUUAUCUUUGACGAGUGUCACAAAGCCAAAAACCUGUGCCCUGUGGGCUCCAGUAAACCCACGAAGACAGGACAGACUGUGCUAGAACUUCAGAACAGGCUGCCCAAUGCCAGAAUUGUUUACGCCAGUGCUACAGGAGCGUCUGAGCCACGGAAUAUGGCGUACAUGACUCGGCUAGGCCUGUGGGGGCUGGGGACACCGUUCAGGGAGUUUAAUGAUUUUAUACAGGCUGUGGAGAAAAGGGGUGUUGGUGCUAUGGAGUUGGUUGCCAUGGAUAUGAAGCUAAGAGGAAUGUACAUUGCACGACAGCUGAGUUUCCAUGGAGUUACAUUCCGUGUUGAAGAGCUCCCUCUCAGCAAGGACUUUGUGAAGAUCUAUAAUGAGUCUGUUAAGCUGUGGGUGGAAGCACGGGACAAAUUCCAGAAGGCUGCCGAGCUGAUCGAUGCUGAGCAGCGGAUGAAGAAAAGCAUGUGGGGACAGUUUUGGUCAGCCCAUCAGCGCUUCUUCAAAUAUUUGUGUAUAUCUGCUAAGGUGGAGCAGUGCGUACGGCUGGCCAGGGAGGCUGUCAAGAAUGGAAAGUGUAUCGUGAUUGGCUUACAGUCCACGGGUGAAGCACGGACGUUGGAACAGCUGGAGGAGGCUGGUGGAGAGCUUAAUGACUUUGUCUCCACAGCUAAGGGUGUCUUCCAGACUUUGGUUGAGAAACAUUUCCCCGCCCCAGACCGAAGGAAGACAUUUGAUUGGUUCGGUUUAGGGGACUAUUCCAAUUCCAGCAGUGCUCCAGCAUCCCCUCAAGCCAAGGCCAACAACAAACGUAAAACAGUAAAUCAUUCCCAAAAUUCAGCACCAAAGAAGAAGCGAGGUUUAUUUGAGAGUGACAGUGAUGAGGAUGGGGGUGUGGCUUUGUCAUCUGACUCCUCCUCUGAUGACAGUGAUGACAGCUCUAGCUCCUCCCAGGCUGAGAGUGAUGAGGAGUGUGGGAACCCGUUUGCCACAGGCUCGGAUAGUGAUGAUGAUCCUUGGCUCAAAAAAUCUUCCGUAAAAAGCAAAGUCAAGAAGAAGAAAGAGAAAAAGAAGAAAGAGAAGACAAAGAAGAAAGAAAAGGAGUCCAUUGACGACAAGUUUGACAAAGCUCUCUCCGCAGCGGGGCUGUUAAAGCCCAGCUCAUCUUUCUCAUCCUUCACAGACACCGGCCUUAGCAAUAGCCAGACCAAUGAAAACAGUGAUUCCAAUCCUGCCAGUUCCUCUAUGAAAUGUACCUCAGCUGAUGCGAUUGACCAGGCGUGUGGCAUGAAGCGUGACCUGUUGGCCAGCCUGGAGUGGGUAGGAGAUCGCUUACCACCCAAUACACUUGACCAUCUCAUUGAUGAGCUGGGUGGACCACAGAAUGUUGCAGAGAUGACGGGACGUAAAGGGCGCGUGGUAAUGAAUGACGAUGGUGGGGUGACAUACGAGUCCCGCAGUGAGAUGGACGUUCCAUUAGAAAUCCUCAACCUCACUGAGAAACAAAGAUUUAUGGAUGGGGAAAAGUAUAUCGCUAUUAUCUCGGAGGCAGCGAGUUCAGGUAUUUCCCUCCAGGCGGAUCGACGGGUGUUUAAUCAACGUCGGCGAGUCCACAUCACUCUGGAACUACCGUGGAGCGCAGAUAGAGCCAUUCAGCAGUUUGGUCGUACUCAUCGGUCUAACCAAGUCAGCGCUCCAGAGUACGUGUUCCUGAUCUCAGAGUUAGCGGGAGAGAGACGGUUUGCCUCCACUGUGGCCAAACGGUUGGAAAGUCUGGGUGCCUUGACCCAUGGUGACAGGAGAGCCACAGAAACCCGGGAUCUCAGCCGGUUUAAUUUUGACAACAAAUAUGGCAGGACGGCACUGGAAGCUGUGAUGAAAUCUGUCAUGGGACUGGAAUCUCCCCUUGUUGCCCUCCCGGAAUAUGAGGGCAACUUCUUUGAAGAUGCUCAGAGGGGGUUAAUAGGGGUGGGACUCGUCAGCAUGGAUGACAAAAUUAAAAUACCUGUUCUAGAGAAAGACUACAACAACAUCAGCAAGUUCUUAAACCGAAUAUUAGGCAUGCCUGUCGCACUCCAAAAUGCACUGUUCAAAUAUUUCUCUGAAACCUUGACGUUCAUUGUUCUCGAUGCCAAGAGGUCUGGACGAUGGGACAUGGGAAUUCUUGACCUAGGCUCAGGCAGUGAAUGUGUACAAAAAGUGGAGACCAAGAAGUUCAUGGGGAAUGCAGUUCAGGGAACAGCUAAAACAGAACUCUACACAGUGUGCGUGGAGCGUGGUCUCUCCUGGCUCUCAGCCAUGGGGCUCUGGGGGGAGUUUUCUGGCAGCGAAGAUGGUUUCUACAUCUCCACACAGAUGCGAAAUGGGAAGAGAACAGCCAUGUUGGCAGUAGCAGAGAAAGGCUCCAGGAAAAAAGAGCGAUUGUACAGAAUAUACCGUCCUAACACUGGACUACAGCCCAGGAUGGAGUCUCUAACAGAAAUCAAAAGCAAAUAUAGAAAGGUGUUGCCUGACGAUGCGGAGGUGUGGUGGAAUGACCAGUACCAACACUCUACCACCAUGUGCAGCCAUGCGUACUGGAAGGGGAACUGUAAGCGUACAAGCAUGGGACUGACCUGUGAGAUUGGACUGAGGACGCGGGAGUACCACGUACUGGCCGGCUCUGUCCUCAGUGUAUGGGGAAAGGUCGAGAGUGUACUGGCAGCAAUGCCUGGAGGGUCCAGCUCAAAGAUGCAGAUCAUACGACUGCGCACAGAAGAUGGGCAGAGAAUUGUGGGGAGUCUCAUUCCAAGCAACUGUGUGCCUGCGCUUAUCAACGUGUUGUCAGAAGGAAGCACCAAGACCCAGACAGAGACACAUACAACAACCCGACAAGAAAUGGAGGCUCUCAGUAUGCCCACCUUCUUAUGACCUGGAAGAGGGAAAUGCCUGACCAAUGUGUCUUACAACAACAACAGCAGCAACAACAGCAACAGUAGUCACCAUGGCAACAUCAUGUUGAGAACAUGCAGAAAAUGGGCCUCUUUCUUGUGACUCGUCAUGAUCUAACAGACAAAUUGCAAUGGGUCUGCCGAAAACGAUCAGCUGUUUGACUAGAGAAAUUUUGAGAGAUCUUGCAAUCAGAUGUGAUAGUAACAACAACACCACCGUUAUGUAUACCUCUGGUUGAAAUUGGUUGGCACAGUGCCAAUCCUGUUUUACUGCUUUGCUGAGAAUUUUCUUGACAGAGUUGCUUAUGUGAGCAAGAUGUAUUUUCUGUCAGCAAGAAGUUUCUUCCAUCAGCAAAAAGUUCGUUGUUGUAUGUUAAGCUCUAGCUGUGUUCGCUGUUUUUGGAAUCUUAAGGGAUUUGGUGGAUUGCAAAUGCCUUUCCUGUUUGAGAUUGCGAGUGUUUAGUCCUAUGAUAGGUAACAUGUCAGACCAAAGUGGUGGCAACGCCAUAUUGGUAUUCCUUUACAUUCCUUUAAGUGCCAAUCCCUUUCCGAAAUGUCACAUAUAAAUUUACCAUUAGGUUAAUGGUGGAUGACAAGUCUAGGAACCCUGUUAAACUGAUUGGAUUGAAACAGACAGUCCUGUGUGAAGGCUCAGACUACAGCACUGUUAAAGGAAUGGAUGACAAGUGAACCGUCAUUUAUUGACUGGAUUUUUUUUUUUUUUUUUUUUGCAAAAAAAAGAAAAAAAAGAG